This is a messenger RNA of Echinostoma caproni, 687 nucleotides long. The record is from the annotation of a GenBank genome assembly. NCBI's taxonomy places the organism in Eukaryota, Metazoa, Platyhelminthes, Trematoda, Plagiorchiida, Echinostomatidae.
AUGUUCCGCAAACGUGGUGCCCUGAAGCUUGUAUUUAAUCGAUUUCAGCACCAAACCCCGCUUCCUUAUUUGGUAUCUACUCAUACGGGGGAAGUGUUUGAGGCCGUCCCGGUUAGCGGAGUUCCGUCCGAAUUCGGUUAUAUCACCCUCGUCCCCAGUUCGAUGAUGAGUCAUUUACCCAACGGAAUGAUGGGUGCACCUCCUGGUUACGGCCUCUCGGAAAAUCCAUCUGUUUGUGCACCUAUUUCAGAUCACCCAACAGAAUCCAUAUCGAACAGAUUUCAUCAGACCACAUUUCCUCCGGGCUCCCACAAUGAUCCCACUACGGCUGGUUUCACACAGUUUGCUCAAGAACAAAAUAUGAUGCAUCUGAACUAUAUUACCGAUUGGCGACGUCGAUGUGAUGACGAAGCUCAGGAGAUGGUCAGUCGAAUCAAACAAUCUCAGAAUCUAUCGGAUCAUCGUAUGCUCGGUCAAACAUUGGCUUGCACCGAGGAUUUGUUGAAAGAAAUCCGACUAGGUCUACACCCAAGCAAUGUGAAGUGUUUUGAACUCAGCGUGGAACAUUUCAUCAGUCAGCUUGUCAGUGCGGUGACCACCAGCUAUCAUGCACGCGGACAACCCGCCGCUUAUCCGAACUCCAUGUUAGUCUCGUAUCCACAUGUUGAGAAUAUGUCUUGUAUGUGA